CCAGAAUUUGGGCAGAUUGGCUAAUAUAUUACAUAUCUUCGGUUUCAACAAAGAGAGAAAGCGAGCUGGCUGCAGUAAAGAAACGGAGGAGAAAGGAUACUUCAUUUGCUAGGGCGCCAUUGCAGUUCCCUUCAGGCUGCAUCUACCCCUCAACCGGAGCGCCCGCUUCUGAGCGAGCUUGAGGAGAGUCCCUUGCCCAGGAUCUUUCUUUCCAAGCCCCCAGCGCUUCAAAGACAGGCCCGUUUAUGAGCUCGAAGGAGAGACCCACGCUUGGUGGCGCGCGGAUCAAGACCCGCAAGCGGAACAUCGCAGUUCCGAAUGACCCCUCUGGGUUUGCGGACAAUGUCAUUCAGUUCUUUAGGGACAAGGACGGUGACUUGGACGCUAUCUCGAAGGUGAUUGGAGAGGUCGACGACCUUGAUUUUUCAAGGUAUGGGGACACCUUGUUUGAGGUGAUCUUCACGGGGCAUGCGCUGCAGCCGGGGAGUGUGGUGCCGCUUGAAGAUGCAAGUGACCAGCCCUGGAAUGUGCUAGCGUGCGAGCCAACCAAGUCGGGCAUCUUGGUGUACGUAAGCUUUGUGCAGAAGCUGAUCCGGCGGCGGCCAUUCCUGAUCAAGAACCUGGAGAACAACCUCCAGAGGCUGCUGCAGUCGCUGGAGCACUAUGGCCCGGAAGACCGCAAGAAGCUCGCCGUCUUCACGGCACUCACCUUCUCGCAGAAGCUGGGGCUGCCUCCAGAGACCAUCUUCGAGGGCCUGCUCAAGGAUGCCAUCGUGCAGAAGGGGACCGUGCUGUCCUUCCUCACCGAGUUCUGCAAGGAGUACCUGGCGGACAACAAGUUUGAGGAGCUGGUCAGCCUGCUCAAGCGGGCCAAGGUGGACGACCGGUUGCUGGAGUUCUUCCCCAUGCAGAAGCGGACUGUGGAAGCGUUCAACGACCACUUCCACAAGGCCGGCCUGGACGUCCUGGUCGAGUACAACAACAAGAAGGUGUUUGACAUCAAGCUGAGGGAGCUCAAGGCCACCGUGACGACAAUGAUCAGCGAGGAGGCCCCCGUGGACGACGUCAUUGCGUUUGCCAAGAAGGAGAAGAAGGACUCGAGCCUGCCCGAGGUGGACGUGCUGCUGGACCUGUGGGACGCCAUGAUGGACGCCGUGCAGUGGAGCGGCAAGAACCAGCAGCAAAACACCAACCUCGCGCUCCGCCAGGUGAAGGGACGGGGCAAGCUCCUGGGCGCUUUCUCCACCACGAGCAAGGCGGAGUUUGCGCUCAUCUACAAGGUCCAGGCCUGCUGCUACGAGGACGCCAAGCUCAUGAAGCUCUUUGCCGAGAUUGUGCGUAUCCUGUACGACUUGGACGUGCUGGGCGAGGACACCAUCUUGACCUGGUAUCGCAAGGGGACUAACCCCAAGGGCAGGCAGGUGUUUGUGAAGGCCCUGGAGCCGUUUGUCAAGUGGCUGGAGGAAGCCGAGGAGGAAGACGACGAGUAAAUGUAUCGAAUUUGCCGUGACGAUGCUCGAUGCUGUUUUGUUUUCGACCGAAGGGGUUUUGAGCUGUAUCGCUUAUAUUUCAUGAAGUCCAAAGAGCUAUAUAAGGUGCAAUAUGAGGUGCACUGCGCUCUAACAGAAAUCGGGCCGUCUGCAUCUUCCAGCCACUAUUAUAUGUUUAAGUGACACUUUCUUCGAAUGCUCGGAGUUCUACUGUGCGCUAGCUUCCAGCUUGUUGGAAGGCGUUGAGCGCUAUCAGCUUUCAUAGGGAUAUCCUGACUGAUAUAACCCGAGCAAAGAGUGACCUUGUGCUGGCCAUCGACAACCCUGAAUUGUAUUCGGCGGUUGGCCUGGAAUGGCCGGAGGCGCACACGAAUUCAGUC
Molecule: messenger RNA, 1870 nt
Organism: Klebsormidium nitens
Lineage: Eukaryota; Viridiplantae; Streptophyta; Klebsormidiophyceae; Klebsormidiales; Klebsormidiaceae
Source: the annotation of a GenBank genome assembly